GCGGGUAGUUUGCUGCUGUUCGACUCGCCUUCUGGAUCAACGCACCGAGAGGAUCUAAACGAUAUCGCUGGAAGAUAAACAGUCCGUUAAUGCAAACAGGUACUCACUAACACCGGUAGGCAGCAGCAGCAGCAGUAGGCGCUGGACAGACCACUGGAUACCGCUCCCGCAGCCUACUUACACAAACGGCAGGCAGCAACAACGGAGAGCAGCCCCCAUGCCAUGCCAUCGUCGUCAUCAGCUCGUCAACCCAUCAGCAGCGGUACGUACCUGUCUUGAGCCAGCGCAUUAGUCGUCUUGGAGAAGCCGGAGAGGAAAUAACAACGUCGACGCACGAGCACAGUACUUACUCUCCGCGGUCAUACGAGUCUAGACUAGAAGACUACUUACUAUAAGACGUAAGGGUUUGGAGCCACCCCAGUUAGUCGGUUUUUGUCCUCGGGAUAGGAGAGAGCGGUUUUGUGCGAUCGCGUGGCGCGUUUUCGAUCGAUCCUUGGAAAGGUUAAUCCGAUCAAGUGAACGGUGUGCUUUGGUGUCGGUGAAUAAUUAGCGCUGUCAGGCAGCCACAAAACAAAGGAAAUCGCAUCCUUCGGAGCAAUUUAGCGGUGUUUGUGUAGUGAAACCAUUAUCCUAAUUUCAGUCAAUAGUGCUCAUUAUUUGCCGAGAUGGAUGCCAACACCACAUUCGAGAACCUAAUAAGAGUCGCGCGCGCCGACGAAGGCGACGACCAUGAAGAUGAAGGCUCCAUUGUGGCAGCCAAGGCAACGGCCAUGGUGGUUCUGUUCGCAGUGAGCAUGGUUUGCGGAAUGGUGCCGUUCAAACUGGCGAAAUGGUUCAAAUGGACGGACAGUGCCGCCGACGCGAAAGCCAGUUUCGUUGUUUCCAUAUUGUUGUCAUUUGGAGGUGGGGCACUGCUGUGUACUACUUUUCAACAUUUGAUACCGGAGAUCAACGAAGCCAUUCUCGAACUUACGGAAGCGGGGCGGAUACCGGAGCUGAGCUUUAGUUUAGGAGAAUUUUUAAUGUGUUGUGGUUUCUUCAUCAUCUAUUUGGUCGAAGAGUUGGUCCACGUGUAUCUGCACCGACAUGAGCGCAAGCUCAACGAAGCCAAAUUAAACGAGCUGGAAGUCGCCGGUGGCGCUAUUAUGAGAGGCACACAUGCGAGGGAAAGCAUUAUUAUGCGAAAGAAAAACACCGAAAAUCGCACCGGAAGUAUCUCCACAGCAGAUUUAAUCUCGAAUGAUAUGGAGAACCAGAAGCGGGGUAUUUCGACUGAUAUGCCGGUUGUCCACCCUUCGCACCCCCAUGACCACCAUGUGCACCACCAUGUCCCACCGCCGCAGAUGGACGGAACGAUUGUCUCGUCUAUUCGUGGCUUGUUGAUUGUGUUGGCCCUUUCGGUGCACGAACUGUUCGAGGGAUUGGCGGUUGGCCUGGAAGGAUCCGCCGCAACGGUCUGGUAUAUGUUUGGAGCGGUGGCGGCUCACAAGUACGUGAUAGCGUUCUGCGUGGGAGUGGAACUGAUUGUCGCCCGCACCAAGUUCUGGCUGGCAGUGGCAUACAUCUUCACGUACUCAGUUGUCAGCCCGCUGGGCAUGGCAAUCGGAAUCCUCCUGAGUAACGGUUCCAACGCAGACGACAUGGAAGUGGUGUCCGUUAUUCUGCAAGGGCUGGCCUCCGGAACGUUGCUUUAUGUUAUUUUCUUCGAAGUGCUCUCCAAGGACCGGUCGGGACUGUGGCAGUAUCUGUCCGUAUUUUGCGGCUUCUUCUUCAUGUUCGGCAUCAAGUUUGCAACUGGAGGGCAUGGCCACAGCCACGGUGGAUCGACCAGCGACGAUCACGACCACGACCACGAUCAUGAUCAUGAUCACCACUAGGGGGCCGUCUCGUCCAGGGGGUCCUGAAUCCGGAAAUAAGCUUAUCAUCACCGUUCGCUACGCUGAUGCGCUAGCGAACACGUGAAUGUAGGCAGCAGUAGGAGGUAGAAGUGACGGAGGGUUGUUGACAAUUGUUGCUUAACCAAUUGUAGGAAACAAAAAAAAAUGUGAACAGUAUUUCGUUAGAGGUGAGCCGGCGUCCGAAACUCUUUGCAGCUGUGAUAGUGUGAAAGCAAGAUUAAUAUAACACAAAGUAAUAGAAGCUUAUUGUAGGAUUCGAUAGGUGUUUAAGUACCAUAGAUAGAUAGAAAGUUUUAAAAGAAUUAUCGGUUUCAGUACAAAACCGGUCCCAUGCCUUUGGGCAUGUGAUUUGAUAUUUGAUGGUACAUGCGUAUGCCAACCAAUAGUAAGAUUUUAGCCAAUCUUUGCAACUAUCAAGACUUGAACUGUAUCCGUGUACCGUAAUAGCAUUUGUUUAAUUUUUAACAUCAGAUUAUAAUUAUAGUUUAGUUUUAAUAACAA
Molecule: messenger RNA, 2399 nt
Organism: Armigeres subalbatus
Lineage: Eukaryota; Metazoa; Arthropoda; Insecta; Diptera; Culicidae
Gene: Zip89B
Product: zinc transporter ZIP1
Exons: 2
Coding region: 666-1877 (403 amino acids)
Biological process (GO): zinc ion transmembrane transport
Cellular component (GO): plasma membrane
Molecular function (GO): zinc ion transmembrane transporter activity
Source: RefSeq, a predicted model, not a curated record